Molecule: messenger RNA, 891 nt
Organism: Morchella importuna
Lineage: Eukaryota; Fungi; Ascomycota; Pezizomycetes; Pezizales; Morchellaceae
Exons: 4
Coding region: 1-891 (296 amino acids)
Cellular component (GO): cytosol
Molecular function (GO): aldose reductase (NADPH) activity
Source: RefSeq, a predicted model, not a curated record
AUGACUGAGUGGACCAAGAAAACUGCCACCCUCAACACCGGUGCCAAAAUCCCCCUCGUCGGCCUCGGCACCUGGCAGUCCGGCCCCAACGAAGUCAAGCACGCCGUCGAGGCCGCCCUCCGCGCCGGCUACCGCCACAUCGACACCGCACUCGCCUACGGCAACGAGUCUGAAGUCGGCGAGGGCAUCAAGGCCUCCGGCGUCCCGCGCGAGGAGAUCUGGAUCACCACGAAGCUCGACAACCCAUGGCACAAGCGCGUCGAGGAGGGCAUCGAGUCGUCGCUCAAGUCCCUCGGCGUUGACUAUGUCGACCUGUACCUCAUGCACUGGCCGUCCUCUACGGACCCCACGGACCUCAAGAAGCACUACCCCGACUGGGACUUUGUCAAGACCUGGGCCGAAAUGCAAAAGAUCCCCGCCACCGGCCGCGCCAAAAACAUUGGCGUGUCAAACUUCGGCAUCAAGAACCUGGAGAUCCUGCUCAACGCCCCCACCACCACCAUCGUCCCCGCCGUCAACCAGAUCGAGCUGCACCCCAACAACCCCUCGCCCAAGCUCGUCGCCUACAACACCAGCAAGGGCAUCCACAGCACCGGCUACUCCUGCCUCGGCUCCACGGGCUCCCCACUACACAAGGACCCCGUCCUGCAGGAGAUUGUCCAGAAGACCGGCCGCACGUCGUCGCAGGUGCUGCUCAACUGGGGGCUGCAGAACGGGUGGUCUGUUAUCCCAAAGUCGGUCACGCCGGCGAGGAUUGUUGCAAACUUUGACCUGGAUGGCUUUGAUCUGGAGAAGGGGGAUGUGGAGAGGCUGAGUGGUCUGAAGGAUAGGUUUAAGGUGUGUGGCGACUCGUGGUUGCCGGUUAAGGUGUUUUUCGGCGAUGAUGAGUAG